UUCUAUUUCAAAAAGCAAGAAAAUUAUAAUCUAGAGAGAGAGAGAGUUAGAGAGAGAAUAUUGACAUAAAUAUCCAAUCUAGGAAUUAGCUUAAAUAUUGGAUUAAUGGAGAGAUGUUCAUCAACAAUGGUGUUUAGUGUGGAGUCAGAAAAGGGAGUUGCAUCACCUUUCUUGAGCAAAACAUAUGAACUAGUGGAUGAUUAUGAGACUGAUAAUAUUGUGUCAUGGGGUGAUGAUCAUACCACUUUUAUUGUUUGGAAACCCUCUCAAUUUGCUGCUCAUCUUCUUCCUAAUUACUUCAAGCAUAACAACUUUUCAAGCUUUGUUAGGCAGCUUAAUACCUAUGGAUUCAAGAAAAUAGUCACAGAUAGAUGGGAAUUUGCAAAUGAAUAUUUUAGAAAAGGUGCAAGACAUUUAUUAUCAGAAAUCCACAGAAGAAAAACCUCAAAUCAUCACCAAAUAUAUCACCAACCAGAAGAAACUUUUAUUUGGAAUAUUAAUCAAAAUAUUCCAUUUCAAUCUCCAAAACCCGCUACUCAUGAUCAUAUCUUAAGAUCACUUUCAGAAGAUAAUCAAAAAUUAAGACAGAAAAAUUACAUGUUAUUAUCAGAACUUUCUCACAUGAAAAGCCUAUACAAUGAUAUUAUCUACUUCAUUCAAAACCAUGUAAAACCUACUAAUUCUAUGCCUAAUUAUAGUAAUUAUUACAAUAAUAAGAUUAUUACAGAAUUAAUGGGAUCUUCAUGUGAUCAAGAUCAACAUCAAAGUGAGGAGGAUUCGAAUAGUGAAGUUAAACUUUUUGGAGUUGCUCUUAGUGGGAAGAAGAGGCUGCAUCAAGAAGUUGUAAUUGAUUGAUUAUUUGUAGAGUCUUGAUUAAUUAGCUUAAUCUAUUGUAAUUUUUCUUUAAUUUCUAGGACUAAUUUGUAACAAUAAAAGAGUUCUAUAUAUGUAGAUAUGUUGAUGAACUAGCUAGAGUUGGUGAUAA
This is a messenger RNA of Mercurialis annua (annual mercury), 985 nucleotides long. Its product is annotated as heat stress transcription factor B-4d-like. Gene Ontology annotation, biological process: regulation of transcription by RNA polymerase II. Gene Ontology annotation, molecular function: RNA polymerase II cis-regulatory region sequence-specific DNA binding; DNA-binding transcription factor activity. NCBI's taxonomy places the organism in Eukaryota, Viridiplantae, Streptophyta, Magnoliopsida, Malpighiales, Euphorbiaceae. Gene Ontology annotation, cellular component: nucleus. The coding region runs from base 106 to 855 and encodes 249 amino acids. The transcript has 2 exons. The record is from RefSeq and is a predicted model, not a curated record.